CAGACGUUGGUGUGUUGUGCGAGUAACAGUAUAAAUUGUGCGGUAAAUUUUAUAAAUUUUUUUAGUUAUUUUUGUUUAAAUUUAUUUAUUCAACUACUUCGAUUCGACGUACGAGAAAAUUAUUUCUUACAGACAACAAUACAGGACUAUUCAUGAUAAUCAUCUCCCUGGAGUUAAGAGGAUAACGACGGAUAGUUGGCAGUCUCUGUUCUACCUAUGUUGUGCGGAGAAUUGUUUAACGGUGGCUUCGUGAGUGCGGGAGCAGUUCCUGCGGUACCCUACAGUCUUAUUGGGCUCUGGAUACCCGGCUGCGUACGAGCGACAAAUCCGCGUCUUAUUACCUCAUCAUAUCUCCCGCUGUUGACGGAAUUGUUAGCUGCUAGGUGUCUUGAAGAGCAAUAUUAUAAUAAUUUUUUUUGUAAAAAUAUGGAUGUUGUAAGGCAAACCCAGCAUUCAAAUACAAACGAUCAAUCUUCAACUAAUAAUGAUCUUGAUCUUGAUCUUGACCUUGAUCUCGACAACGAGGACAGUGUUUUUCUCGAAAACGGACUUUUGUCUUUUGAAAAUCCAAACUAUCAUCUAGAAUCAGCGCGCUUUGAUGACGCACUUAAUAGUAAUAGUUCGGGAAAUUCACUGUUUGAUGAAUUAUAUCAAGAUCUAGUGGUCAGUGGUGCCAGAAGAGACGAGAUGGUUACAGGUAUCGUAAACGGAGGUGGAGUUGGUAAUAGUACGAGGCAUGCACGUAGAACAUACGCCACACUAGACCUUGGCAGCAUGGGUGUUGAUGUUACUCAGGGUCCUCUAACUCAGAAUUCAGUCACUGCAGAAACACCAGACAAUACUGCCAACCACAAUCUUGGGUAUGGCAGCGAGGGUGCGGAGGUGAUCGAGUCGGCGCUGGUUGAUGAUAAUCUCAACGGGAAUCCUCGACCAUCAUCCAAGGCCCUGUCAAAUCCAUCCGCGACCCUCGAUGCCGGUGGUUCCGACCACAAUGUCAGAAAUUACUGUGAGAACCCCGAUAACGACUUAACGGAGAUGGGCGGUAUACCACAUGUAGAGGAUGGCCUCAACAGAGAUCUUUACCCUAUUUCAGUGAAACGCAGACAACCAAAAGAUCAAAAUAUAACAAACCAAUUAGAAAACAAUUCAAAAGAAAAAGCCGAUGAGUCGCAGAGUCCACAGUCUGAGGACAAGGAUGAAAAUUUACCAGCUGGUUGGGAAAAACACGAGGACAAAGAUGGUCCCUACUACUGGCACAUCAAAAGUGGUACUAUACAAAGAGAAACACCAGAAGCGACACUUAAUUCAAAAAAUGAAAACCACAAAAGUCUUGUUAAAGACAAUGACAGUAUAAAUAACUUUCAUUCAUUGGGUACUAUAAUCAAUACAGUGACACGUAGUAACACAAGUUCUGCAUUAGAUCAAGAAUUGGAAAAUAAACGAAAGGAGGAAUUGGCAUUGAAGAGAAGAAGUUAUCCAGCCCGAGCAGACUCUGAAGGAAGGGACAAACCUAUCAGAUUUGCGGUUCGGUCUCUUGGUUGGACGGAAAUCGCAGAGGAAGAUUUGACGCCAGAAAGAAGUAGCAAAGCUGUCAACAAAUGUAUUGUUGACUUAUCACUCGGAAGAAAUGAUCUUUUAGAUGUUGUCGGUCGGUGGGGUGAUGGUAAAGAUCUUUUCAUGGAUCUAGAUGAAGGAGCACUAAAACUAAUUGACCCUGAAAAUUUAACAGUACUCAAUACUCAACCAAUUCAUACUCUCAGAGUAUGGGGCGUCGGCAGAGAUCAUGGACGAGAUUUUGCAUAUGUAGCAAGAGACAGAUCAACUAGGAAAUUCAUGUGUCACGUGUUUAGGUGUGACAUACCAGCUCGUACAAUUGCAAAUACAUUACGUGACAUUUGUAAGAAAAUAAUGAUUGAACGAUCGUUACACCAGAAUCUUGCAAAACCAGUAGAUAUUAAUGGCAGAACUUGUUUAGCAACAAGACCUACUAAUUUACCAACAGAACAUCGGCGCUUUCACAGAAAUAAUGAUCAGACACUAGUCGCACAAUCAUUCCCUACCCCGAUGGAAGAACCAAAGAAAGUUCUGCGAGCGCAAUAUCUUGGCUCAAUGCAAGUAACAGCGGCUACAGGAAUGGAUGUUUUAAAUGACGCAAUAGACCACAUGGUGACAAACACUCCUAUAAAUCAGUGGCGAAAUGUUAACGUAGCUGUUGCACCGAGCAUGAUCUCUAUACUUACACCCAACGAUGAAAAAUUGAUAACAGAGUGUCGAGUCCGUUAUCUAUCAUUUCUGGGCAUUGGAACAAAUGUUAAGCAGUGUGCAUUUAUUAUGCACACUGCACAGGAUCUUUUUAUAGCUCAUAUAUUUAAUUGUGAGCCUAGCAGUGGUGCUUUAUGCAAAACAAUUGAGGCCGCGUGCAAGCUGAGGUACCAAAAAUGUCUAGACGCUCAUCCGCAGGGUUUUAGAAACGCUAAUAAUUUAACUACCCCGAAUGGCCGCGGAAUAGGGGCAACUAUCAAGUCAUUAGUGGGAUCUCUUACAGGCAGAAAAAAUAAACAGGGUGAAUCCUGAGAUGAGGCUCUCUCGCUCCAGCGUAUAGUCAAAUCAACCAAGCCGAUCGAUUCGCCAGGAACUAUGGCCACUUCCUGCUGAGCGAGAAGUGAUUCGUCACAGGCAUCUCCAGUCUCCAUUGACACUUAAGUACUUUGGGAGUUCACCACCGAGUGCCUCUCUUAAGUCCCUUCUUUCACCUUCCUUGGACAUGAGAAGUAUUAAUCAGCUCGCUCCGUGGGAAAGUUGUCCCUAAUAUAAUAUAAUCAAUAAUAAUAAUAAUAAUACUAGUAAUUGAUAAAUAAAUCGAGGGAAAUAAGACUAGUAAAUAAAAUAUCGCGCUUCUCGUGAUUAUUAAUUUAUAUAUUACGCUAAAAUUAUUUUAUAUAUGGCGUUUUAAAAAAUGAAUAUAAUGAUACCAUUCACUUGAGAUAAUAUAAUGCUUAAUUGACUUGAAUAUUAAUGAUAUAAUAUAUGAUAUUUCUGUGUUAUGUCUUCGAAUUUAUAACGACGUCCAAUUAUUAAGUGUUAUUGCUUGUUCGGAAUAAAAUAUAUAAAACUCAUAUUGUUUUCUUAUAUUU
Microplitis demolitor is the source of this 3134-nucleotide messenger RNA. Its product is annotated as protein Fe65 homolog. The record is from RefSeq and is a predicted model, not a curated record. Gene Ontology annotation, biological process: regulation of DNA-templated transcription. The transcript has 14 exons. Bases 217 to 2574 code for a protein of 785 amino acids. Gene Ontology annotation, molecular function: transcription factor binding; amyloid-beta binding. NCBI's taxonomy places the organism in Eukaryota, Metazoa, Arthropoda, Insecta, Hymenoptera, Braconidae. Gene Ontology annotation, cellular component: nucleus; cytoplasm.